AAGGGAGAAAGUGCAUCAGUUCAGCUGUGGCAUCAAAGAGGAGGUGCAGACAUUUAAAAAGACAAGAAAGAGAUAAGAGGGGUGAAGAUGAAUGCAGCUCGACGGUGAACGAAACGAAGAGCAAACGAAAGAGAAGAACCGACUGACAACACCGAGAAGGGCUGAAGAGAGUUCGAAACAGUAGUGCUGGAAAAUUGACCCAGAAAUGGCCAACACAAUGGGAGUACUCUUGGCUUCACUGUUGCUCCUGGGAGCCAGUCUGCCCUGUUUCUCUGUGUAUAACAGCGGUGAAUGCUUCUUUAAUACUAAAGCAAGCUGUGAACACAUGGGUCAGGAGUAUGGGAUUGGGGAGAGCUGGAUAACCAGCGACUGCUACCAGUGUGUGUGCAUGGAGCCUUUCGGAGUCGGAUGCUGUGACUUAGCCACUAAGCCCAUCGACUAUCCAGAAUGGUGCGAGAUCAUUCGUAAACCGGAUUCUUGCACCAGUGUUGCUGUGAUGAGAGUCAAUCACAAAUUACCCUGCCUCUGGGGACAAGGCCGUCUCAGAACAGCUGGACAGCCUUGGAAGUCUGACAAUGAUCCUUUAUUCUGAGUUAAGCCAUUCUGGCAAAAGAAAAAAAAGUGAGGCUUGUUGGAAUAAAGCAAAGAGAAGAUAUAUUUAGAGUUAUGAUAUUCCUUUUUUAACCACUGUGAGUGAUAUUUUUGUUGUUGAUCUGUUGAUAAUAGUUAAGGAGUUUCCUGCUUUGCAUAAAGCAGUAUUUAAAAUUAGAGCCAUUAAUAAAACUAGAUGCUGAUACAAUAUGUAUGUGUUAUAUUUAUUGCCAUUAUUUAGCCUUGUGAAUUUUGUUUAGUUUGUUGUAUUGUUUAUUAUCUUAAUUUCAACCGACUGCAGAAAGAAAAAUGCACAUCCUUUUAAAAAAUGGCUUUGACCAAACAACAAUAAAAGAAAAUGUUGUUUGUU
Fundulus heteroclitus (mummichog) is the source of this 961-nucleotide messenger RNA. RefSeq names its product prostate-associated microseminoprotein (gene msmp2). The record is from RefSeq and is a predicted model, not a curated record. Bases 206 to 592 code for a protein of 128 amino acids. The transcript is spliced from 4 exons. Lineage: Eukaryota; Metazoa; Chordata; Actinopteri; Cyprinodontiformes; Fundulidae.